Molecule: messenger RNA, 558 nt
Organism: Mesorhabditis spiculigera
Lineage: Eukaryota; Metazoa; Nematoda; Chromadorea; Rhabditida; Rhabditidae
Source: the annotation of a GenBank genome assembly
AUGGAGUUGACAGAAAUCUUGCUGUCCAUACUGCUCGGGCAGUUUGCUUCGUUCUCCGGCGCGCCAUUCCUUAUCGGCCAGUGCUGCAAGAAAAAAAAGGAGGAAGAAGAGGAUGACGAUGACGAGGAGGAAGAGGAAGAGAGCAGUCCCGGCACGGCGGAGAGCGCCGUCAAGCCAAAGAAAGACCCGAAGAAGAAGAAGGCUGGUGGUGCUGGCAAGAAGGGCGCCACCGACGAUCCGAACUACCAAACGCUCGCUGGUGUCGGCGGCGACUGUUUCGGCGCUGACAAGAAGGGAGCUGGCGGUGGAGGCGGCGGCGGUGGUGGAGGCCCAAGGCACCGGCUAACCAGGGCGCCAAAGCUGCUACGGCCGACCCUAACUACCAGACGCUGGCUGGCGUCGGCGGCGAUUGCUUCGGAGCCGAUAAAGGCUGGUGGAGGCGGCGGUGGAAAGCCAGUCGCUCCUGCCAAUAAGGGCGCCAAAGCUGCGACGGCCGACCCCAACUAUCAGACGCUGGCUGGCGUGGGCGGCGACUGCUUCGGAGCUGACAAGAAGAAG